This is a messenger RNA of Hirsutella rhossiliensis, 714 nucleotides long. Its product is annotated as 5-formyltetrahydrofolate cyclo-ligase family domain-containing protein. Gene Ontology annotation, biological process: folic acid-containing compound biosynthetic process; tetrahydrofolate interconversion. Gene Ontology annotation, cellular component: mitochondrion. Gene Ontology annotation, molecular function: 5-formyltetrahydrofolate cyclo-ligase activity. The transcript has 2 exons. The record is from RefSeq and is a predicted model, not a curated record. Bases 1 to 714 code for a protein of 237 amino acids. Lineage: Eukaryota; Fungi; Ascomycota; Sordariomycetes; Hypocreales; Ophiocordycipitaceae.
AUGACCGUGCCCUUGGUCGCCGCAAAGCAGCAACUGAGGUCUCUCAUGAGGCAGCGGCUGUCGAGCCUGUCUCAAGAUGCCGUCCUCGCCCAAAGCCGCAGGAUAUACGAGGCACUCCAAGACUUCAAGCCCUACCGCGAUGCCACCCGCAUCAGCAUCUUCCUCUCCAUGCCCACCGGCGAGGUGCAGACCGACGCCAUCGUGCGCCAUGCCCUCGGCUGCGGCAAGCAAGUCUUCGUCCCCUACCUGCACAAGCCCGACGCCGCCGACGGCCCUGCGCGCGUCAUGGACAUGGUCAGCCUCACCGGCAUCCACGACUACGAGAGCCUCAGGCCCGACCGCUGGGGCAUCCCCUCGGUAGACCCGGCCACGCUCGACCGCCGUCGCCGCGUCCUCGGCGGCUCUGCGGAACUGGACCUGAUGCUCAUGCCCGGAGUCGCGUUUGACUUGGACGGCGCCGGCCGCAUUCGCAGGCUGGGGCACGGCAAGGGCUUUUAUGACUUUUUCCUCAACAGGUACUUGGCCGCCGCCGACGGCCACCCGCCGCUGCUGCUCUACGGCCUGGCGCUCACCGAGCAGCUCUUGUCUGCCUCGCCGGGCGAGCAGGUGCCUGUCGAUCUGCACGACCGAAACCUGCACGGUCUGAUUCUGGGCAGCGGCCAGCUCCGAGAGGCGUCGUCGAGCAGCGGCACGCAGAGCACCGUCAUGGCUUGA